UUACUUGGCGCGCACAGCUUUGCAUCGAAAUCUGAAAACUUUAUUCCGUUCUGCUUUGUCUCCGGGACUUAUUCUAUUUUUUUUAUAUCGCGUCCUGACCCCGAAUUCCCUGAAACCUAGCCUAAACGUGCAGAGUAAAGAAGUAACAAGAAUACUUCAUAAAGUAAAACUCCGCUUGGUUAUUCGUGGAACUGUUGAAAGCUGAGUGCGCCGCUACGGUAAAUUUGUGCGCCCCUUUGAACGUCAGCCAUGUUUCGCAGCAAUCUGGAAGGCAACGCCGCAUCCGUGAGUGCCCCCCAUACCGGGUGGGAAUAUUCCCCCGCUGACGAUGCUCCUUUCCAGGACAACUUUGCUGCUUUCCACAGCAGAGGAGGACUCAACUUGCUGGGUCUGCAGAACAUCUAUUUGGACACCAGUGGCGGAGGAAACAGCAGCCUGCCGCCCACCCCGUCCAUUUCGUCGGCCUCGCUCAGUCCGCCAAGUACCCCCCUGACACCGCUGACCCCCGAACCGACUGCGCAGACGACGCACUUCCCUCUGCUGGCUGACAGCGCCGCCGCGGCCAAUACUUUACUGCUCCAGCGGCAGUACCACUACCAUCUGCUGCUCCAGCAACAGCAACAACAACUGGCUUUGGCGCAGCACCAGUUGGCGCUGGCGGCAUCGGCGGCGGCUGCCAAUGCAAAUCACCAACAGCAGGACGAGAUUGCUCGAUCUUUAAAAAGAUUCGCACAUUUGACCCCGGGCGCAGCAGAAGACGCGGCUUGCACCAUGCAGGAUGCGAUGCAGGAGUUUGCGACCAACGGCUAUGUGAGCGACGACAUCAACCGCUUCUCGUACGCCACUACUCCGCCGGCCGCCCAGACGCCACCUCCGGCGGUGCAGCAGCAGCAGCAACAACAGCAGCAGCAGCAGCAGAUGCACCUGCCCCUUGGGCGCAAUCCCCAGCCGCCGGCCAAUGGGAUUGUGAUGCCGCUAUCGGCACCACUCACCGCCCACUGGCUGCAAACCUACAGGGAGCAGCUGAACAAUGUAUGGCGUCACAUGUCCUAUAUGCCUGUCGCUACCAGCGUAUCGGGACUACAAGCACAGGCCACGGCACCCAUGUCUCCCCAUUUAGGGGUGGGAGUGAAUCUGGGAUUGCCACUGCAGCCGGAACAAGUGCGGAACGGAAGUAGCCUCAAUACCAACAAUGCGAACAAGAUGCACAAGCGCUUUAACAACAAGGCCAAAGAGAUCAGCCGCCACUGCGUGUUCUGUGAGAACAAUAACGAGCCGGAGGCGGUGGUCAAUAGCCACACAGUGCGGGACAGCUUCAACCGAGUGCUGUGCCCAAAAUUGCGCACCUACGUGUGCCCCAUAUGUGGGGCAUCUGGGGACUCGGCACAUACCAUUAAAUACUGCCCCAAGAAGCCGAUUAUUACCAUGGAGGAUGCGAUUAAGGCAGAGUCCUUUCGCUUAACCAAGAGUGGCUACUACAAGCAGCAAAUGAAGGUCUAGAUGCUACGAGCAGUCCAGCAGGAGCAGAGGCUCUGGCAGCUUUUGCAGCGUUUAUAUAAACUGAAAUAUAUAUACGCGUUCCGAUCGAAGCUGGAUGCAGUGCUAGACUUAAUACACAACAACAUAGCGCCUGGCGCGUUCGAUUUUAUAAAGUUUUUAAACUUGUCUCGUGCCUAUAUUUCCAUAGUAUAGUAGUCAUCAACUCAUCACUCAAAGUUUAAGCAAAAAGUAUACAAAAAAAUGUUCGUUUCUGUGAAAAGAAACAAAAAUUUGUAAUAGAAGGUACUCACGAUAU
Molecule: messenger RNA, 1795 nt
Organism: Drosophila kikkawai
Lineage: Eukaryota; Metazoa; Arthropoda; Insecta; Diptera; Drosophilidae
Gene: nanos
Product: nanos
Biological process (GO): oogenesis; negative regulation of translation
Cellular component (GO): perinuclear region of cytoplasm
Molecular function (GO): mRNA binding; zinc ion binding
Source: RefSeq, a predicted model, not a curated record